ACCAGACAGUUUCUUCACGGGAACAAGAAAUUUGCACUUUUCAUGAAAGUACAAUUUAGAUAAUUCUGAACGUCUCAAUUUAAUUCCAAAAACUUGAAAUUCUGAAAAAAUACAUUAAAAAGUUGUUGAGAUCCCAAUGCCCGUCCUAUGCACCAUUGCUAGUUUUAUCUACUUUUUGGUUUCAUUUUUAAAACUUCUGAUAACCUUGUUUACCAACUCCCUUCUUUGAACUAAUAGUCACAUGACUAGUUACUGGUAUAUCUGUGUCAUUGGCAAAUGCCUUUUAUAUAUAAAUAAAGCCAGUACUAGUAUACAUAUUUCCUAACUUUUUUUUAUGGAAAUGAAAACAGCAUCACGUUGCCAGCUAUACAAAGGAGUUUUACCAUAUCUCAAACAGUGAAAUGUGACUGUCUCACUCCUUGCCCCAAGUGUGUCUCCGUGGGCUGCAAAUGUACCCACACUUGAUGCUUUUCACAAGAUCAUCUCUUCUCUCACUCCUCCCCUUCACAUGAAGAGUGUCAGAUUAUCAGUGCAAUAUCAUGCAUUAUCUCCCAUGGUAAAUAAGGGACAACAUGGCCGACAUGGCUAUCUGCCCAAGCUUAUCUUCCUUGGGGUCUGUUGCGCCAGUUUUGCUGGAGACAGGCCUGAACAUUUCAGAGGUGAAAAGUCACUCAAGAUGGAGGGUAAGGGUCAAGGUCUUAAGACAACUGUGGUUGGCAGUUAUCCUAAGCCAGACUAUUUAAAGAUUCCCGACUGGUUCAAGACCAAAAUUCCCAAUUAUUCUGCCAGAAUGUACAACCAGUACAGUGCAGAGGAGGCUAAAGAAUGUGAGGAGUCUUUGAAGAGAGCUUUGAAGGAAUGCAUGGAAGAACAGUCUUCUCUUGGGAUUGAUGUCAUUACAGAUGGGGAAACAAGGAGAGAGAACUAUAUUUAUCCAUUUUGCCGUGCCUUGAAGAACUUCAGUUUUACGGAGCUGACUUUCAAGGUGUAUCGUAAUGGUGCCACAAAGAAUCACGUUCCUACAGUGAUUGGUCCUCUGGAGCCAGCCAGUGCUGACCCCUGGUGUGCAAAAGAGUGGCAAGAGAGCCAAGCAAUGACCAAGACUCCAGUCAAGUAUACUAUGCCUGGACCUAUGACCAUCAUGGGAAGCACAGCAAACAAGUAUUACAAGACUGAAAAGGAUUGGAGUGAGGCCCUCGUGAAACUCGUGAACCGAGAGGUGCGUGCACUUGCUGCUGCUGGCUGCAAAUAUAUACAGAUUGAUGAACCAGUUAUGGUGCGAAGCCCAGAAAUUGCAAUGGAUUAUGGGAUUGAUCACCUGACCAGAUGUUUUGAGGGUGUUGGUCCAGAGGUAGAAAAGACAGUUCAUUUAUGCUGUGGAUAUCCUGCCUAUUUGGAUCAGACUGAUUACAUGAAGGCAGAUAGAUCAAUCUAUAUGAACUUAGCAGAGAAACUAGACAAUUCUGGCCUCGAUGCAUUUUCUAUUGAAGAUGCUCACCAACAUAAUGAUCUCACCCUACUUGAGAAAUUCAAAAAGACCAAAGUAAUCUUCGGUGUUGUUGCCAUUGCUAAAAGUCGUGUGGAGACAGUGGAGGAGAUUAAAUCGCGUGUCAUGGAGGCAUUGAAGCACAUACCUAAGGAACGCCUCAUUCUGGCCCCAGAUUGUGGUCUGGCCUUCUUGCCUCGAGAUAUUUUACGUCAGAAGCUAAGCAACAUGGUGGCAGCAGCAAAGUCUGUAGUUUGAUGUGAUUAAAGUUAGAUAUUGGUCACCUUAUGGGCAGUCAAUGAGGAACAGUCCUGGGUUCAAUCCUGGGUCUGCAGUCAUAGAUAACUAGUAAUCUCUCUAACAGCUACACACUGCCUUUAAUGUUUAGGUAAAUCUGUUUUCUUUUAUUUUAUUAUUUUUUAAAAUAAAUUUUUUGACUGGACUCGAGGUAAUAACACAAUACCAGUAAUAUUUUUCUUGGUUUGCUCUCCUAGAUGAUAUUUUUGCAGACAAAUAGAUGUCUUAUUUAUUUAUUUAUUUAUUUAUUUAUUUAUUUAUUUAU
Messenger RNA from Lingula anatina, 2048 nucleotides. RefSeq lists its product as uncharacterized. NCBI's taxonomy places the organism in Eukaryota, Metazoa, Brachiopoda, Lingulata, Lingulida, Lingulidae. The record is from RefSeq and is a predicted model, not a curated record. Gene Ontology annotation, molecular function: zinc ion binding; 5-methyltetrahydropteroyltriglutamate-homocysteine S-methyltransferase activity.